AACGUCCAAGACCGGAGCGGACGUACCCAUCUGUUCCGCUAUGCCAGCCGAGGAGAUUACGAGGCGUGCCAAAAGCUCAUGGAGUUUGGCGCGGAUGUCACCAUCAAGGAUAAUGCCGGAUGGACUGCUCUGCACGAAGCAUGUCUGGAAGGCCACGUUUCCAUCGUCAGCCUUUUGUUACAAUUCGGUGCGGACCCGAAUGUCACGGCUGAAAACUCGGAUACCCCUCUGCACGAUGCUGUACAAAGGGGUCAUAAGGAGGUUGUGGAAUGCUUACUGCUCCAUGGCGCAUCUAUCGACGCCGAAAACACCGAAAACGAAACGCCACUAUCAGUUGCAGAUGAGACGAUGCAGAAAGUUAUUCAGGAUUGGCUCCAGGCAGCCGAGGAGGUACUGGAGCGGGAUCAGUAUGGGAAGACACGACUCCACCAGGCUUCUGAAAGAGGAGAUCUCAACGAGUUGCGGAGAUGUUUGAAAUAUGGAGCCGAUUUGCAGUAUCGCGAUGAUGCGGGGUGGACAUCCCUGCACGAAGCGGCGCUGAAUGGGCACUACGACUGUGUACGAGAUCUACUUCUGCAUGGCGCGGAUGUCGACUCGCGGGGCCACGAUGAAGACACACCAUUGUACGAGGCUGUAUGGAACAAGCAUCACAACGUUGUAAAGCUGUUGCUUCAGUACGGAGCCGACGUCCGGAAGCGUAAC
Molecule: messenger RNA, 702 nt
Organism: Fimicolochytrium jonesii
Lineage: Eukaryota; Fungi; Chytridiomycota; Chytridiomycetes; Spizellomycetales; Powellomycetaceae
Product: ankyrin repeat-containing domain protein
Exons: 1
Cellular component (GO): nucleoplasm
Molecular function (GO): protein binding
Source: RefSeq, a predicted model, not a curated record